Rhinolophus ferrumequinum (greater horseshoe bat) is the source of this 4326-nucleotide messenger RNA. RefSeq names its product Kazal type serine peptidase inhibitor domain 1 (gene KAZALD1). Gene Ontology annotation, cellular component: extracellular region. The transcript is spliced from 5 exons. Lineage: Eukaryota; Metazoa; Chordata; Mammalia; Chiroptera; Rhinolophidae. The coding region runs from base 206 to 1132 and encodes 308 amino acids. Gene Ontology annotation, biological process: regulation of cell growth; regulation of signal transduction. The record is from RefSeq and is a predicted model, not a curated record. Gene Ontology annotation, molecular function: insulin-like growth factor binding.
UGAGUCCAAGUCCGUGGGCCCUCUCAGAGAUCCUCAAGCCGGAGCGGGUGGCCAGCGGGCCCAACCGAUUGUUGGCCUCUGCUUUCUUUCCACUGCCUGCUUUUUCCGACUGAAGCACUGCUUCCCUGAAGGGCAUAGUCCCCGACACUAGGGUGUUACGAACGCACGCUGAUGCCCUGAGUGCUCGCAGAGCUUCCAGCUAACCAUGCUACAGACACCCGCAGAUGUCUUGGCGCUGCCCCUGCUACUGCUGCUGGUGGUACAGGCGCCGCCCCCGACUGGCGCGCGGCCGUCCCCAGGCCCGGAUUACCUGCAGCGCGGCUGGCUGCGGCUAUUGGCGGAGGGCGAGGGCUGCGCUCCCUGCCAGCCAGAGGAGUGCGCCACGCCACGGGGCUGCCUGGCAGGCCGGGUGCGCGACCCGUGCGACUGCUGCUGGGAGUGUGCCAACAUCGAGGGCCAGCUCUGUGACCUGGAUCCCAGCGCCCACUUCUACGGGCGCUGCGGCGAGCAGCUUGAGUGCCGGUUGGAUACAGGCGGAGACCUGAGCCGCGGAGAGGUGCCGGAGCCACUGUGUGCCUGCCGUUCGCAGCGCCCACUCUGUGGUUCCGAUGGCCGCACCUAUGCGCAGAUCUGCCGCCUGCAGGAAGCGGCCCGCGCUCGGCCGGACGCCAACCUCACUGUGGCGCACCCAGGGCCCUGCGAAUCGGGCUUCCCACCUCCAUCCCCAGAGCCCCAGAUCGUAUCGCACCCAUAUGACAUUUGGAAUGUGACGGGGCAGGAUGUGAUCUUUGGCUGUGAGGUGUUUGCCUACCCCAUGGCCUCCAUCGAGUGGAGAAAGGAUGGCUUGGAAAUUCAGCUGCCAGGGGAUGACCCCCACAUCUCUGUGCAGUUUAGGGGUGGACCCCAAAGGUUUGAGGUGACAGGCUGGCUACAGAUUCAGGCUGUGCGUCCCAGCGAUGAGGGCACCUACCGCUGCCUGGCCCGCAAUGCCCUGGGCCAGGUGGAGGCCCCAGCUAGCCUGACUGUACUCACACCGGACCAGCUGAACUCCACAGGCAUUCCCCCACUGCCAUCCCUGCACCUGGUUCCUGAGGAGGAGGUUGAGAGUGAAGAGGGCGAUGAUUACUACUAGGGCCGGAGCCCUGGCCCAUGGGGGUGGGUGAGUGGGGAUAGCGUUCAUCCCUGCUCUUGAAAAGAUCUGGAAAGGGAGAGCAAGGCCUCUUCACAGAUAGAUUGUUUAAUGCCCUUAGUGGGGGAGAUGUGGUGGUGGUGAUGGUGGUAGGAGACAAAAAUUGGAGGAGGGUAAGGAGAGAGGCAGGGGAUAGGAGUGGUGGGAUACAAAGGGGCCCAUGCAGGAGAUGCAUGGACCAACCAGGCGGCAGACAGCAGCUGCCUGCUGGUCUCUAGGCUGGGUGGAGGGCUGGGAGGAGUGGAGUAGACACAAAGGUACAGAAACGAGGUGUUCCUCCCCUGCUUUCCAGCAGCCCUCCCCCCAGCCUGCACAGCUAGUCUUCCUAACUGCCUUUCCUCACAGCUCCUGCUGUUAUUUUCCUAGUCCCCAAUCUUUGCUUGGCUUCAGUUUGCCCUUCCUCAAAACUCACCUUCAAGAAAAUGUCCCUCUCUCCCAAGGCCCAUUUGCACUUACUAACUGCAGUCCUCUUUGCUGUCUGCUGUCCAGGAGAGCACAAUGAAGCCUGGUUUUAGUUCAGUGCAAUAAGAUGGGCAUUUGGGCAUAUCUAAUUUCUCCUGUCAUUCUGAAAACUCCACAAGGCCAGCACAUAUCUUAUACCACUUUGUAUUGGAUGAUGCCUAGCACAGGACUAGGCACAGUGGGCAUGCAAUAAAGAUUUAUGAACGAACUGAGACACACAGAUGAACAGAUGGUUCAUGCAGAUGUGCAUACUCGUAUGAAGACUGCAUUUCAUGGUAGUAAGACUCUGGCUUCCAGAAGCACUAGGUCCUGCUCUCUAAGCAUAUGUCUGCCAGAUGUACAGAGAGGGCUCUUGAGCUGGGGCCUGCCCUGCCCUCUAGGGAGGAAGGCUGGAGCCAUCUGGGUGGAGGGAGGGUAUCCUUCCAAUCUGCUCUCCAUCAGUGCUAGUCUACAGCUAGAUUGCCUGGUCCUCUGUACCUCUUACUCCCCAGGCGGCGUAGGGAACCACUCUGUAGGCAGGACCCAGUAUAGAAGCAUAAACUGGUUGGAGGAGGGGAGAAGUUUAACCACAGGUAUGGGCUGUACCCUAAGAUUCCCGUAGGAAUCCACCCAUUUCCCUGCUGAACGCAGACAAAGACACAGCUUGUUCCUUCAUCUGCUCCAACUGUGACCUGUUCUAUCCUACUGGGGGUCCCUCACAGAGCCAGACUCUUUCGUUCUCCAAAGCUCUCUCCACACUGUUUACCCAGACCCAGAGACACUGGUGAGGCGCAGUGUUUAUUGACUGAUUAAAGAAGAUGAAAGCUUAAGUUCUCAAGGCCACAUAGGGUGGCAACGGCCUCCUGCACGCCUGGGCUCCGCCCGGAGCCUGGCGCCACCAGGGGAGAAAUCACAGUUUGUUCGAUGUCUGAGCUUGUCCUCUGGGGCCCAACGCAGGAGGCGCAGGAGCCGGGCCUCUUAAGAGGGGCGUGGUCUGGAACCCCAACCCGAGGGCUUGGCCGCCCCUCUCACAGAACAGCAAGGCUCCUACAGAGACUAAGCCAGAGGACAGUUCUCACUGCAGAGUCCUGGUUGGAGGCCCGCGGCUCCAGGAGCUACCCUUGACACACUUGGGGCAAAUUCCAAGGCCACUGCAGAAGCAGGAGUAGAGACGUGAGCAGUGUGGUGGUGGCUGGGGGCUCGUCCAGACCAGAAGAGAGGAGAUGUGGGUCUGGGUUCUGCAGCAGCUUGGGAAUUGUUCUUUGUGGGUGACUCCAGCCUAGCUGGGUUCAACGCCGCCCCCUGACGGGUCCGUUGAUGCUACCCCGCCCACCUGCAGAGCAGAGGCUCCACCCGACUCUAGAGAGUCACGUGAGCCGGUACUCCUGGAUCCCUUUUGCAGACUUUGUGGGACGUUCUAGUUGAGCUUCCUUACAGCCUCAGUUUCCCCCUCCGUGGCCCCGAAGGUUCAGGCCCCACAGCCUGGAAUAGGAGGAACCCCUGCUGCGGCCUCCACUCCCAACCCCCCACCCCCGCCUUUGCUCCAGCGACCGGCUUUAAUAACGUCGCUGGAAAGUGACAUGCGAUUUAUUAUUAAAGUAAUGCGGGGACGCGAAAGGUUUAAUAAACGCGCUGCGAUGCCGAGGAUUAUUCACCGCAAAUAAAUGAGAGCACGGGCGGCGUUUUAAUAAAUAAUUUCCCGCCGCUCCCGCGGGAGAGAGGGGAGGAGGAGGGGGUAGCUGAGCUGCUGCCAGAACUCCCGGCUUCGCCUCCCCACGGGUUUCCAAGCCGUCGCCGCAUUUUUCGUCCUAGGUUGCUCAUGCCCAACACGUGAGGUUCCAGGAAAGCUGACUCGGAAUGACCCAGGACUGGAGGUGGGAGAGGCUCUGUCCCCACCUUCCCCCACAUCCCCCACCACCUCCGGGAUUUUAAGUAGUUUGCUUAAGAUGAACACUCUUCCUUCCACCUCCGAACCAGAAAUUCGGAAUCAAGACCCGACGGGGACAGGAAGGGUUAAACAGCACCAGACCCUCUCAAGCCGAGGGUCCCAGGGUCUGGCCAUUCUCCUCCCAACUUUUGGCUGACUGAGGCUGGGCCUCCAGGACAGGAUGUGGGGCGUACACCCAAGGGGGCUGUGUGUACAGGUGUGUAGGUGCCAUGAGUGUGCAAAUGACCCUGACCCCCUUCUCAGGCCGUCGUGGAGAAUGGGGCCACCAAGUCUGUCUGCUCUUCACUACGAAGGCCCGGAGAAAGGGUCCUUGAGCCUGGUCUGAGGUGAGGGAGUCCCGGUGAAGCCCACACUCUGGCUUGCUAGUGAACCCGGGUGGAUUUGAGCUCAGGCUGAGCAGAACUGAAGCCUGAAGUGGGAAUCCGCCCCUUGCACCGAGGCUUGGAAGCGCGAGAGGAUGAAUCCGAUUUUGGAGAGGGCGGAGACCGCAGACUUUGGGAGCACACCGCGCUGAUUGGUAGGAGAGGGAGGGAAGGGAAAGUUCCUGGGAUACAAGGGCUCCGCAAGUUUUGUGCCUCUGUCGAAAGAGGUGACAUCUCUGGCGACACCUCUGGCGACCCCUCUGGCAACACUUGGGAGUACAGGAAGUGGCGAAAGAGUGCCACCUGGUGGAUAUUUUGGGUUAUGGCAGCCAGGUCUGGGCCAUUUAAUUUAAGACAGUUAAGUUGACCGGAAAAUUUUGAGUAAA